AUGUUCGCCCAACCGUUCGACCACUCGUUCAAUGACAUUUUCCACCAAUACGUCAAUCUGGACACCUCUGCACCCGAUUGUAAAGAUCCCGUGCUUACCAGCAGUUGGGACCAAUUUUUCCCGCUCGAUGCUCUGUCGAGCGACUGUGGCGAUCUCUCCCCCACUGUCUCCACUUCGAAGCGCCAUCCUCCAUCACCGCAACCUUGGCCUCAAGACUGGUCCCUGCAGGACGACAGCUGUAUUGCGGAUCAAUUUGCUUUUUCAGACACCAUUCAACCCUCUGCCAUUUCUGAACAAGCUUCAACGACAACUUACGAGACCCCAGCCCGGCCGACACUAGCUCACCGUGCCACCAUUGCUGUCUCUCCAUCGACCCCUCCAGUGACUCCUCAGCGCAAAGCGACAAAGAGCGCGCUCCUUACACCCAAGUCCAUUCGCCAUCGGAACCCGAAUGAGCGUCGAGCCUUGCUGCGCAAGCAAAGUUUCUCUCCCAGCUUGAUGCAAUCAACCAUCUCCAAGGGAAGAAUGUCUUACCCUGAGGCUUGGGCCCAACGGAUUCAGAACUUCACUCUCACCGGCUCGGAUGACCGUCUGCCUCUGUCUCCCCCUCCUUCCGAUGUGCUCUUGCAGCAGGGACAUCUCGGGGACAACGCGUCGGUACAGCAUCCACGAACCUCCGCAGAGAUGGCCGCGCAGUAUGAUGCCCACCUCUUUCAGCCAUCACCCACAAUUCCUAUGCCAUCUCCUUCUGCCGAGGCCCUCGCUCGUCACUCGCAACAGUAUAUGAACCACUCGGGCUCGUCGGCCUUGACCAACUCCAGUCCUUCGUCUGUAGACGACAUCUUCUCCACCUCCCACUCCUCUGAUCCUCACUCGCUUUCUUCAUGCUACUCCGACUCUCUCACUGCGUCUCUGUCGUUUACGCCCGAUUUGCAGAGCCAAGAAGCCCAAUGGUGGUCUCCCAUGCCGGCCCGAGUCUCUCAACAAACGACCAACUACCACCCUGUGGUCUCAUCACCGGCGCCCCAGCGCCCUUUGCCCACCACUCACAACCAGCCAGACAUGAUGCAAGGGGGGCUGAUGAUCCAAAUGGAUCCCUCCUUUGAUAUGUCGACCGAGCCUUCGUUGCUCCCAAUGAGCGGCCAGAAAUACAUGGCCCCCUAUUCUGCCACUCCGGCUCACAACAUCUCCCGCUCUCCAUCCCAGUCUCCUACCAGUGGAUCUCCCAAGGAUUCCAGCAGCAGCGCCAAAGGCGCCCACAGCCGCAAGCACAGCAGAAAGCUUUCAGGUCAGAGCACAACCACGCCCAAGCCCGUCAAGAGCUCUACUAGUCCUCGUGGGGCAAAUAAGUCGGUCAACGUGUCCUUUGUCAACUUCACAGCCCAUGAUAGCAAGAAGAUUCUUACUGGCGUUGCACCCUCAGGGAGCUCCAAGACCAAGGCUCGACGAGAGCAAGAGGCCCGAGAACGUCGUCGCAAGAUGAGUGAGGCUGCUCUACGUGCCGUUCGCAAUGCUGGCGGAAAUGUUGAGGCUUUGGAAGCCGUCUUUUAUUGA
Molecule: messenger RNA, 1554 nt
Organism: Penicillium oxalicum
Lineage: Eukaryota; Fungi; Ascomycota; Eurotiomycetes; Eurotiales; Aspergillaceae
Gene: wetA
Product: developmental regulatory protein WetA
Exons: 1
Coding region: 1-1554 (517 amino acids)
Source: RefSeq, a predicted model, not a curated record